AUGGAAUAUGAGCGCAGAGCAGUGGUAGGAGAUCUUUUCGCGUCGGGAAGAAGCCUGCGGAAGCGAUGGCCUGGUUUGGGUUCAAGAGGAGAAUGGUCAUGGACAUUUGGAGGAAGUGGAAGGCGUGUGGAAACAAGGACGAGUUUACUGCCAAACCAAAGUCCCGCAACCUUCGUUAGGACCGACGAGUUCGUCGCCGCCGUCAAGGAGACAGUCGACAAUGAUGGAAGCCAGAGCUACGCCAAGAUCGCCGCUGACAUGGGCUGUCACAAGUCGACGGUCUGCCAAACGUUCAACAAGGACAUUGGUUACUCCUCCUACCGCAAGUCACAACACAUACUCAUCAAGAAUGCCUCCAAGCAAUCGAGGGAGGUCAAGGCGACAGCUUUGCUGAUCGAGCUCAAGCAAGGGUCCGCCGGGAUAAUGAGCAUCUCUCUGUCACUGUCUUUCUCUACAUCUAUCUAUCUAUCUAUCUAUCUAUCUAUCUAUCUAUCUAUUCCAUCCAUAGCGAUACACUUUUCAAUAAUCGCUGUCUCCCUGAUCGUGUAUCUAUAA
This is a messenger RNA of Acanthosepion pharaonis, 555 nucleotides long. The record is from the annotation of a GenBank genome assembly. Lineage: Eukaryota; Metazoa; Mollusca; Cephalopoda; Sepiida; Sepiidae.